Molecule: messenger RNA, 527 nt
Organism: Rhododendron vialii
Lineage: Eukaryota; Viridiplantae; Streptophyta; Magnoliopsida; Ericales; Ericaceae
Exons: 3
Coding region: 210-527 (105 amino acids)
Source: RefSeq, a predicted model, not a curated record
ACAAAGAUACAUGGGUUUUAUUAAAGAAUAGAAUGAAAGUCUAGCCAGUAUGUGCAACAAACAAUCUCUUGUACAAUGGGUGGGAAACGUUUUGGGAAGAACAUGAUCUUCGAAUAGGGUGCAGGGUUAUAUUUGGAGCAGAAAAUAAAUGGAUUUUCUAUAUUAUUGUUCUAGAUGAAAAUUUGGAGAGAGUUUACUAUGAUUGGCCAAUGAUUGACGAACAAAUGGCCACACUAAUUGUUCCAUUUGACCAUUUGAUAACAUCAUGUAUCCCGUCUACUUUCAUCAAUGAGCGGUAUAUGUUUCAGUUUGCAUUUGUGAAUGAGUUGAGAACCAAUGUUAAUCAGGUGUUUACCCGUCGUUUUGAGGGAUUGAUGUUAAAUAGAGGUGUUAAUGACAUAUAUUUCUACAUGCGCGAAAGACAAUGGAUUGUUCCUGUUAUUGACCAUCAAUUUCAUGUGGCUUUUCUUGAUCAGUUCGUGAAAUCAUUACAAUUGGCGUCAUUGGAUUUAGUCUUAGUGUUUUAG